GAUCAUUCCCUAUUCGAAAAGAUGGUAUUCUCCAUGCUCAUUACGCGCUUCCUUGUAGUGUCGUUGGCGUUAUGUGUGGUGGCAUACACCCAGCGGAUUCCGCGCCGCCCACCUGGGUUCACAAUGGGAGGUGGCAGUGCUGAUGCAGGCGUGCAGCUUGAGUCGUACAUCGAUUUGUUGUGCCCCGACAGUAAAUCGGCAUACCCAGGACUAAAAAACCUUGCUGAACAUUAUGAAGCUGAUGAGCUUCGUGUUCGCUUCGUCCUAUUUCCGCUUCCUUACCACCAACAUGCCUUUGCUACUGCGGAGGCGGCAUUUACUGUUACCACGGCGUUGGGGGACAAGAGCUUUACCACAUGGCUCGAAACGAUCUAUGCAAACCAAGACAUAUUCUGGAACAAAGCGACAAAGGAUCUGAGCCCAAUACAAGUGGUGGAAAAGCUCAAGAAGCUGGCUCAGAAGACGUUCCCGUCGCUGACAGACAAGCAGUGGGACGAGCAGAUGACGGGAUAUGGAGGAACUGACGUGGACGACCACACGCGUGAGUCCUGGAAAUACACGUGCUCCAGAGGUAUGUCCGGCACGCCCAUGUACACACUGAACGGCGUUCCUUUCGCGGCUGACGCAGACUGGACCUUUGAGCAAUGGUACAAGGUAAUUGACCCACUAGUGAAAGCCAACAAACCUGCUCACGGGCUGCAAACUGCAUCUCAAGCGUGGAAAGAUGUUCAUCUGAGUGGAGUUCCUCGCACUCAGCCGGAUCGAGAUGUAAUGCAGUUUGUUCGCGCUGGUGAAUGGGCUACUACUACUCAGGCGUGCGAAGGAAUUGCAGGUGGGACGAGAGCGUGCGAAUUUGCACCCGGUCGCGCGAUGUGCUGCCAGGCUGACGAAGCCUGCAUUCUUCGCGAAGGCUGCGUACCUCUACAGUAA
Messenger RNA from Phytophthora infestans T30-4, 930 nucleotides. RefSeq lists its product as uncharacterized. Bases 34 to 930 code for a protein of 298 amino acids. The record is from RefSeq and is a predicted model, not a curated record. The transcript is spliced from 3 exons. Lineage: Eukaryota; Oomycota; Peronosporomycetes; Peronosporales; Peronosporaceae.